Molecule: messenger RNA, 3133 nt
Organism: Populus trichocarpa (black cottonwood)
Lineage: Eukaryota; Viridiplantae; Streptophyta; Magnoliopsida; Malpighiales; Salicaceae
Exons: 5
Coding region: 408-2783 (791 amino acids)
Source: RefSeq, a predicted model, not a curated record
GCGACUAGUUUAAAGUCUCUUCAUUCUUGCAGCAUCUCUUUCUUACUAUUUAGCAUCUCUUUUUUGCUUUUUACCCAUGACAGGUACCAAAUUCUUGCUUGUACAUGUAACUAUGGUUUGCAAAAGCUGGUAAUGCAAGCUUUAAGUUAAAGGAGAUAUAUCCCAGAAUUCACUUCCAAAUAUUAAUCUGUAAUGCAUCCCAUACCUUUUUCUUUGCAUGCUGCAACAACAAUAUGCAGCAACUCCUAUUUUAUGAUACCUUACCCAAAAUCUACUGCAGAAUUCUCUUCUCAUAAGAGCCCUUUCGCUAUUUAUUUUAAGAGAUUUUUUCAAAGAUAUCCACAUUUGCUUUUCCAUCUUACAAAAUAGUUUUUUCAAGGGUUCAUCGAGAGAACUAGUUUCCAAAGAUGACAAUGCUUAAAAAAUUGCCUGAAGAAGUCUUAAAUUUAUGGAACAAUUGGGAGAUUCGAGGAAUGGUUUUGCUUAGUCUCUUACUACAAACCAUCCUCAUCAUAUUUGGGUCUCGGCGAAAGACCACUCGCAGAAUCUGGAUCAGGAUUCUCGUUUGGUCUGCAUACCUAUCAGCAGACAUGGUGGCAAAUGUUGCACUGGGUAAUCUAGCCAGGAGCCAAGGAGAUUCAUCAGGUGACAGUUCAGAGAAAGCAAACAAUUCCAUCCAGGCAUUUUGGGCACCUUUUCUACUCCUGCACCUUGGUGGCCCAGACACAAUCACUGCAUACUCGAUUGAAGAUAACGAGUUGUGGUUAAGGCAUUUACUUGGUCUUGGAGUCCAAGUCGGAGUGGCUUUUUAUGUCUUCUCAAGGUCCUGGGGUAGCGGUAUCCUCACAUUCAUAGCGAUCCCAAUGUUCGUUGUUGGCAUUGCAAAGUAUGCAGAGAGGACUUGGGUGCUCUGGUCUUCAUGCUCCAAGAGUUUGAAAAACUCUUCUCUCUCAGAUUUUUGGCGUUCUUAUCAUCGUACGGGAAUAUCAGAAACUCCUCUACAAGACCUCCAGGGAAAAGAUCUUCUUCAAGCUUAUGUUUUUUCUUAUAUAUCCAAGUUCAUGAUGCAGGAUCUUGUCCCUGGCAUUUCUGAACUAAUAAGUAGCCGGGAGCUGAUUUCCAAAAAUAAAGCAGACGGUGCCUUCAAGGUGGUAGAGGCUGAACUUGGAUUGGUAUAUGAUAUGCUUUAUACUAAAGCGCCUCUGAUUUACUCCCGUGCCGGAAUCAUUCUUCGCUGUAUCAGCUCUCUGCUCUCUGUUACUGCGUUUAUUACCUUCCAGGUCAAGAUUGACAAGCAUGACUACUCAACGACCGACAUUGCAAUUACGCAUUUAUUGUUUGCGGCCGCAGUUUUUCUCGAGUUUUAUGCUUUUUUAUGCCUUGUUUUGUCUGACUGGACAAUGAUUUGGUUGACUGAUGAAGGAGGGAACGCCCUGACUAGUGCUCUUUAUUCUCUGAUAAGGAAGUUAACUAGAAGCGAGAGGUGGUCAAGAUCCAUAUCACAGUAUAACCUGAUAAGCUUUUCCAUUGAAAGAGAGCCACCUAAAUUCUUGGAAUUUCUAGGAAUCGAUGAAAUGAUGAGGCAGAUGCAUGUGAAUCGGAAAGAUUUGAAUGGUGAACUACAAGAUCUUAUUUUCGAACAUCUUCGAAAGAAAGCUCAGAAGAUUAAGGAAGAUUUGAAUGUCUGUGAUAAAAAUCUCAGAAGUAAAAUAAUUGGUCAGAGGGGAGAUGGUGUGCUAGAAAGAGAGGGACUGUUACAGGGCUACAAGUGGUGCACGACUGAAGUAGAAUUCAGUCGGAGUAUUCUUGUAUGGCAUCUCGCAACAGAUAUUUGUUAUCGUGCUGAUAUUAAAGAUGGAAGUAUUGUCUGCACAGAAUAUGAAACAAGCAGAUGCUUAUCUGAAUACAUGAUGUAUCUUUUGGUGAUUAGACCAAAUAUGCUCUCUAAAGGAUUCGGUGAUGAGGGAUAUCUAUAUACCUUGCAAGAGUUGAGGGAUCUAAAAGAUCGUGGUCCUGAUGAUGAGGGAUAUCUAGAAACCUCGGGAGACUUGCGGGGUCUAAAAGAUCGUGGUGAUAUUAUUUAUUUUCCGGAGCGCUACAAUCAUUCACGUGGUUAUAAUGAUGUUGUUGAUUUAAUUCUGCGCAACAGUGAAUCAGGUUAUGAUGAUAGCCAGUUUCAAAGUAACUGGAAAAGAGAAAAGUCAGUGUUACGUGGUGUGGAAAGGCUCGCCAGGCAAUUGCUUUUAUUGGAACAUGAGAAGCGAUGGGAGAUGAUAAAUGAAGUUUGGAUAGAAAUGGUAGCUCAUGCAGCAGCUCAGUGUCCAUGGAAAGAACAUACUCAACAACUGAGAAGAGGUGGAGAGUUACUCACUCAUGUCUCCCUUCUCAUGCUACAUCUUGGCUUGACCGAACAGUACGAAUAUAAUGAAUCAGAGGACUUUUCUCAUUUGACAUUGGAGGACCAAGAAGAAUAUUUCAAGGCUAGAGACAAAUAUUUUCAAGGCAAGUCAGGGUCGAGUCCCCAUGAGGAGGAGGAGGAAGAAGAAUAUGUGGAAGGUAUUGCAGCCACGUCAGGGUUGAGUGCCGAUGAGAGGUUGAAAGAACUUGAAAAGAUUGUGGCAGAUACAAAGCGAGAUCUUGAGCGUGUGGCAGAUACAGAGCGAGAUCUUGAGCAUAAAAAACAAGAGCUUAAGCGUGAAGAGCAAGUGCUUAAGCGCGUGCUUGAGCAUAAAAAUCAAGAGCUCGAGCAACUGAGAUCUUCUUUAACUAUAUCAGCUCCAUAGCAAGGAAUUGAUUCACUUCCAAGAAGUUUGCCAGCACAAACAAAUGGUCAAGGGACUGGUCAACCACCAUCAAAUAAUGAGAUCAGUUUAAGCAUGGAAUAAGAGUACUAGCUUUUGUUAUGUUGUGUCCAUAAUUAUUUAAGUGAAUUAACUUAUAUAAGUUCCUACUAACAAAAAUACUGUUGGGCUUCAUUUUGCAUGCAUGUAUUGAAAAAAUUGCAUUGAAAAAAUUACAUAAUCUGAAUAGCUUGCUAAAUACCAUGUAUUAUUUUGUAAUUAGACGAGGUGUCGCAAUCUUUCUUUAUAGUAAGUAGAAGGGCACUACACCAAAAGUGUUCUUAUGAUAUUAA